AUGGUCCUCUAUUAUGGAGCUGGGGCUGCAACCGUGUCGCUCCUCGUCAUAGGAGGGUACAUGCUGUUCCAUGGUGACGGUGAACAGUUCAAUGUUGGCCACUUCCUCGAGUCCGUUUCACCAUACGCCUGGGCAAAUAUUGGUAUUGCUUUGUGCAUAGGGUUGUCUGUUGUUGGAGCAGCAUGGGGUAUCUUCUUAACAGGCUCUUCGAUUGUCGGCGGAGGUGUCAGAGCGCCACGGAUUCGGACAAAGAAUCUGAUCUCUAUCAUUUUCUGUGAAGUCGUCGCUAUCUACGGAGUUAUCAUGGCUAUUGUGUUCUCAUCGAAACUCAAUCUUGUCGAGGGCGACGAGAUCUUUUCCGGCAGCAAUUAUUACACGGGUUAUGCACUCUUCUGGGGAGGUAUCACAGUGGGCGCAUGCAAUCUGAUCUGUGGUAUCUCUGUUGGCAUCAACGGAAGUGGUGCAGCUCUGGCAGAUGCUGCUGACCCGACCUUAUUCGUCAAGAUCCUCGUCAUCGAGAUUUUCAGCUCUGUCCUCGGUCUCUUCGGUCUUAUUAUCGGCCUUUUGAUUAGUGGAAAAGCGACAGACUUCGGGGCUUAA
Molecule: messenger RNA, 600 nt
Organism: Aspergillus udagawae
Lineage: Eukaryota; Fungi; Ascomycota; Eurotiomycetes; Eurotiales; Aspergillaceae
Product: H(+)-transporting V0 sector ATPase subunit c''
Exons: 5
Coding region: 1-600 (199 amino acids)
Biological process (GO): proton transmembrane transport
Cellular component (GO): proton-transporting V-type ATPase, V0 domain
Molecular function (GO): proton-transporting ATPase activity, rotational mechanism
Source: RefSeq, a predicted model, not a curated record